AUGUUGAGCAAAAACACUCUCUUGGCCAUUAUCGGCGUCCUCACCGCCCUCCACAGCGCAACCGCCCAGGGGGCUGCGCCCGCCGACGAGAUCCAGCAACUGCCCGCCGACCUCCAGGAGCUGGCCAACGAAAAAUGCCACCCCGGCGGCACGUAUAAGCUGGGCGACGAAACAAGCGUCAUCCCCCCUUGCGUCGCCGAACAGCUCAUCUUCACUGAGUGCGAAGGCCGGGCCGGCUUCAUCAGCACCGAGGGCGCCAGGCUGCCCCCCGGAAACCAGAACAUGGACAUUUACAAGGAGUGCGUGCUCGGCAAGAAUAGCACCUUGAACGCGGACAGCGAUGGCUGCCUGGCGUGCAAGAAGAGCAACGAGAUCUUUUCAGAUGACGAGGCCAAGUUCUGGAAGAAUGUUUACAGCGAGGCCGCUACCAAGCUCACCGAGUCCAACGACACCAAGACGCUGCCCGAGCUGUAUGAGGAGCUGCGCUUGCAGAGCAACGAGUUUCCCCAGCCCCUCCAGGAGAACAAGAACGUGACGGUUCCGCUGGAGGAGUAUUACCCCAACCCCCCCAAGCCCCAGCGCGCCGGCGACAGUGAGGCCUUGGAGGAGCAGGACGUUGCCGGCGAGCAGGGCCAGGGGCCGGUCAAGCGCCAGGUCAAAGUACGAGCCCAGUUCGCUGCGUUUGCUUCUGCGUCUUUUGGUUGCCAACGUCCUGGCUUUGGCUCCUUUACGCCGGCCAUGGUGCAGAAGCCGCCCAAGGGUGGAACACCGUCCUCGGCGUCCUCGGCGCCUUCGGCGGUGCCGACGACUCUUAUCCGGGCCGUGCCGAGCGCUGUCCCGAGCACCAACAAGACUGACGCGGCCAACAACACCGUCACCAAGGGCACCAACACCACUAAUGACACGAGGAUCCCCAGCGGCCUUGUUGGCAUCAACGGCACCCGGGUCACAAACGGGACCUCACCGCAGCCGACGUCCCCAACGGCCAAGGCGCCCGUAGACAGGACCUUUAUCUUCGUCAUGGUCUUCACCCCGAGUCAGCACGUCAUGAAGCGGCAGCAGGACGGCAGCUACGUGUACGUCAUCAUGUUCGGGAAACCUGCCCCGAUCGCCGACUCUCCCGAGACGCCGCAGAAGCCCCUCGGCAGCCGCGAGGAAGGAGAGAAGCGCGGGCUGCCCGACAUCAGCCAGUGCGGCGAGUGCGCAAGGAAGCAGGUCACUCUUCCCGGCGUCGUCCAGGCCGAGGCAGCCCCUCCCAGCACUCAACAGGCCGACGGUGCGAGCCAGCAGGUCCUGGAAAAGGUCGAGUCGGCCGUUCAGCAGAGCGGGGCCCAGCAGCCUCAGACUAUGAUAUUUGUCGUCAACAUUGGCGUUACCGCCGGCGCCAGCGCGGGAGCGGAAACUCCAGGGGCAGAAACGCCCGACACCGCCAAGACCAACAAGGCCGGGAAGUCCGCCGCUGGCCGGCCCGUCAGUGUCGGUGGCCAAGACGCCGGCCCCGGUGUCAAGGGUGAUGCCAAAGGCCAGGGCAAGGUCCCAGCACCCCCCGGCGUCCCGGCCGGACAGCCCGGCUCGCAGCCCCCACGGGGCACGCAGACCGCCACCGGCACUCCUCAGGCCACGCCGCCGUCCGGCAAUUCGUGCUAG
Molecule: messenger RNA, 1647 nt
Organism: Hirsutella rhossiliensis
Lineage: Eukaryota; Fungi; Ascomycota; Sordariomycetes; Hypocreales; Ophiocordycipitaceae
Exons: 1
Coding region: 1-1647 (548 amino acids)
Source: RefSeq, a predicted model, not a curated record